AUGGGCGCGCCUUACACUAUACAGUGGCACACAGAUGCCCUCAAUAUUGAUUUUUUUGUCAAUGAAGAGGGCGUCAUAUGCCUUAGCCGCAUCCUACCCCCUGGCACUGUACCAAAGAAAUCAACCUCGGCCUUAUUUGAAUCUGCGGAGCUCCCUCUGAUUAGCGUCAAGCUAGCCGGCGAAGGUCAAACAAAAGAUAUCAAAACUGCGAAGGCUUCAGUUGGAAAUUACCUCUCUAUGAGACUCAAGUAUGAUAGUCAUGAGAUCCGCAAAGAUGGGCAAACCGAGAUAUUUGAGGCCAGAUGCAGCGACAACGCCACCAAAAUCCAAGUAACUGCCCGACUUACUGUCUACGGGAGUGUACCAGUUGUCAGAGCCGAAACGACCGUCACCAAUAUUUCGGACAACGCUAAUGUCAUGCUCACGGGUCUCUCAUCAUUUGUUAUUGGCGGCAUGACAAAUGCUUCGAUGAGAGAUUUUGACAAAUACAAACUCAUGUACGCUACCAAUAGCUGGUUUCGUGAAGCUCAAUGGCAAGAGCACAGUCUUUCAGAGCUCGGCAUCGAUAACAAUGGCAUCUGUGAGCUUCAGGAAGGUCACACCGGCUCCCAAGCUACUUUUAGCCUGAACACCCGCGGCUCCUACUCUACCGGCUCUCACCUUCCGAUGGGUGCUCUCAACGCCAGAGAUCAAACCGAUACAUGGCUUUGGCAAAUAGAAUCCAAUGGAUCCUGGCGGUGGGAAAUUGGUGACUACAAAGACAAUCUAUACCUUGCUGCUGGUGGCCCCACGGGUGCGCACCACGCGUGGAAAAAGCUGUUGCGUCCUGGAGAAAGAUUUACUUCAGUUCCAACUGCUUGCUGUCGUGUUAGUGGGGAUAUCGAGGCAGCUUUUGCUGCUCUCACGGACUACAGACGACAGAUCCGGCGGCCACAUAAUGAUAUGGAGAAGGUUCCGAUAAUUUUCAAUGACUAUAUGAACUGUCUAAUGGGAGACCCAGACGAGCAGAAGAUUGAAGCACUGCUAGAUCCUGUUGCUAGCCUAGGCGCAGAGUACUUCGUGAUCGACGCUGGCUGGUACGCUGACGAUAGCGAUUGGUGGGACGACGUUGGCUUAUGGGAGCCCUCGAAAAAGCGAUUCCCAUCAGGCUUUAAGAACCUCUUGGACAAAAUCCGGGCAAAGGGUCUGAUUCCUGGACUUUGGCUGGAGCCUGAGGUAGUGGGUGUGCGGAGCGCUGUUGGUGACCGUCUUCCAAAAGAGGCAUUUUUCCAAGAACAUGGCCAUCGUAUCAUUGAAAAAGGCCGUUUCCAACUUGACUAUCGGCAUCCUGCGGUGCGGACCUGGAUGGACACGGUCAUAUACAAUCUUGUCGUUAAAUAUGGUGUUGGAUUCUUCAAGUUCGACUACAAUAUCCAGGUGAUGCAGGGAACUGAUAUAGAUGGUCCCUCGGCCGCCGGAGCAGCACAACUCGAGCAUCAACGAGCUUACCUUGCCUGGGUACGCUCCCAGCUUGACAAGUACCCCAAUCUCGUCAUUGAAACUUGUUCCAGCGGGGCGCAGCGUCUCGACUACGCCAUGCUAGCCGUUCAUUCCAUUCAAUCUACCAGUGAUCAGCAAAACCCGGCACUCUAUGCAGCUAUUGCAGCAGCGAUGCCAACUGCAGUUACCCCAGAGCAGAGCGGAACUUGGGCUUAUCCCCAGCCUGGAUGGAGUGAUGAGAUUAACGCGCUGACUGUGGUCAAUAGUCUCCUUGGGCGUGUCUAUCUCAGCGGUCGCGUGGACAAGAUGAGCAAAGCGCAGCUGAGUCUCAUCCAAGAGGGUAUGGUUGUCUACAAGAUGAUCCGCGAUGAUGUUAAAACAGCACAUGCUACCUGGCCUCUUGGGUUCCCAAAAUGGAACAGUGACUGGGUAUCUUUAGGUCUUGUUGCAAAGGAUAGAAAAACCGUCUAUGUGGCUAUUUGGCGCAGAGGAGGGCCUACGAAGCGUGAUAUUUCCAUCAAUGUUGCAAAGGGUUGGCCAGGAAGCAGGCUAGAGCUUCUCUAUCCAGCUCGCUUGGAAACCCAGGCCACUUGGGAUUUUACUACGGGUAUACUAGGUCUAGGACUCCCUGAGACAGUUUGCGCUCGUCUCUUCAAGAUCCAGCAAGUAUAG
Molecule: messenger RNA, 2151 nt
Organism: Penicillium manginii
Lineage: Eukaryota; Fungi; Ascomycota; Eurotiomycetes; Eurotiales; Aspergillaceae
Product: putative Melibiase subfamily
Exons: 1
Coding region: 1-2151 (716 amino acids)
Biological process (GO): carbohydrate catabolic process
Molecular function (GO): alpha-galactosidase activity
Source: RefSeq, a predicted model, not a curated record